Molecule: messenger RNA, 3402 nt
Organism: Homalodisca vitripennis (glassy-winged sharpshooter)
Lineage: Eukaryota; Metazoa; Arthropoda; Insecta; Hemiptera; Cicadellidae
Product: protein O-mannosyl-transferase TMTC1-like
Exons: 17
Coding region: 1-2232 (743 amino acids)
Biological process (GO): protein O-linked glycosylation via mannose
Molecular function (GO): protein binding; mannosyltransferase activity
Source: RefSeq, a predicted model, not a curated record
AUGGUACCGGAAAUGCCUUACACUUUAGUGCAGUGCCGCGCUCUGUCAGUGAUGGCGGCGCCGUACCUCGCCGUGGUCGGCCUGGCAGUGGCGUGCUACACCAAUUCCCUGUUCGGCGAGUUCGUGCACGACGAUAUCGUGGCCGUCGCCCGCAACCCCGACGUGCUGGGCAGUUCCGGGUUCGGGCAGCUGUUCGCCAACGACUUCUGGGGCACUCCGCUUAGCGAUCCCCGCAGCCACAAGUCGUAUCGGCCUCUUACCACGCUGUCUUUCAGGUUUAACUGCUGGCUCUGUGGUCUGCAGCCGGUGUGGUUCCAUGGCGUCAACGUGUUACUGCACGCCGCCUGCUGUCUGCUUUUCACUAGACUGGCACUUGUCAUUGCAGGCCUGGACACGAAGUUUGCCACAAUCGCUGGCUUACUCUUCGCUGCUCACCCUGUUCAUACGGAGGCGGUGGCAGGCGUGGUGGGAAGAGCCGACGUCCUAGCUUGUCUUCUCUUCUUGCUCUCGUUUCUCAUUUACCACGAUGAUGGCUGGCAUUUGAAGAGCAACAAAAGACUCUUGUGCAGCUGCCUACUGGCGGCGAUGUCUAUGCUGGCCAAGGAGACCGGCCUUACCGUGCUCAUGGUAAAUCUUCUGUACGAUCUCUACAAGAGUUGGCCACACCUCAAAGGUGCAUUACUGGAAGUUCGGUGGAAUGAAGAAAGCAGAAGAUUUUCGAGAAGAGCUGUAAAGAUUUUAAUGGUGGCCUGUGUUUUGUUGGCAUUCAGACUGGCAAUGCUGCAAGGCUCCCUCCCUAAGUUCUCAAGCCAGGACAACCCCACCGCUUUCCAUCCUUGCUCCUACGUUCGGCUACUGACGUUCUGCUACCUUGCGGCAUUCAACUGGUGGCUGCUGCUCUGCCCAUCCACGCUGAGUCACGACUGGCAGAUGGGCUCCAUCCCUCUAGUCACAUCCCUGGUUGACUGCCGUAAUCUCACUACCGCUCUGUUCGUCACCUGCUGUCUGCUCCUAGCCUACCGUUGUGCUGCUGAGUUUGAGAGCCAACGCCAUGCGCCCUUGGUGUUAGGAUCACUGUUGCUGGCAGUGCCUUUUCUACCUGCUACUAACCUGCUCUUCACCGUGGGCUUUGUUGUUGCUGAGAGAGUUCUCUACAUACCUAGCCUAGGCGCUGUUCUCUUGGUGUGUUAUGGUGCUCAACAGCUGCACAAGACCUGUCCACCUCGGCACCGUACCGCCAUCUUUGUCAGUCUCCUUCUUCUUGGUGCGUCUUUCUCGGGCAAAACUAUUGACAGGAACAAAGCCUGGUCGACUCGGGAGUCUUUGGUUCGAGCAGGGAUCAAAGCGCUACCUCACAACGCCAAGAUGCACUACAACCUUGCCAACCACCUCAGAGACUCCAACAGUCCUGACCUGGCUAUCUCUCACUACAGGGAGGCUCUCAGGUUAUGGCCGGGGUACGCGAGCGCCCACAAUAACCUGGGGACUUUGAUGAGCUCAGCGAGUGAAGCCGAGACUCAUUUCCGGUCCGCUAUAACCAUCUCACCUUCACACGUCAAUGCUCACUACAACCUGGGCCAAGUCUACAGAAAAAUGAAUCGCACGCUGGAGGCUGUAGCAAUGCUGGAAAGAUGUCUGCGGCUAGACACGUCCUACAGUCCCGCCUACCUGGUACUCGCCAAACUUCACCCUCCGCCAAUAGCUGCGCGGCUGUUACAUCACGUGACUAGACUGCUGCCCAACGCUAUAGAGUACCAGACCUACUUUGCAGACUGGCUGCACGCUCGAGGAAUUAUUCUGGAAGCUCAAAAAUUUUAUUUGCGAGCUCUCAGACUGCAGAACAAUCACCUGACCUCUUUCCUGGGGGUUGCUCGUUGUCUGAGAGCCAGAGGUCAGGUCGCCAGACUACAUCAGUUCCUGAUCAGGUGGUACCUGAUGCACCAAGGUAGCCAAGGAAGGGGACGGCUUGUGUACGCUGCAGAGUUGUACGUUAGAACCUGGGACCUCUACAAACCCAGCCAGACCACCAGUUUUAACUCAAAUCAGAAUGUUGAAGUGACGAAAGAGAAGAGAUCGUGGUGGCAAGGACUAGGGGCUGUCAAUCGCACAAGACCUGCCUGUACCGGUCUCCCAUACUCGCCAGAGAUUCAGAAGAAUUACAUGAACGGAGAGUCCAAUCUCGACCCGGCAAUGUUCUGCGUCGAACAGUCCGAGCAGCAGCCUGACAGGUAGUCGUUCAGCAGAUGCCGAGGAACAAACUUGCGUCAGCACUCAGCGUGCUAAACCACUAGUACCCAGCCUUUACAACACAGCAAUAGUUCAGGGGCAGCACCCUUUGUACAUAUAUAUACUACAGGGUAGUAGUUGGAUAACAAGAAUGGAAACUUAAAACAAACACAAUUUCUCAAUAAGAUUGAUGCCAUGUCAACUCAAGGUUAAUAUAAUUGUUAACAUUUAAACGAAUGAAUUUAGAAUGCACACUUACACACUUAGUAUUAAAAUUACAUUUUAAAAUAUAUAUUUUAAUAUUUAUCUUGGCUUUGACAUUGAUUUUACGUUAUAAAUUUAAAUUUAAUCAAAUUUAAACUAAAUUUAGGUCAUGCCCUUUUACUGUAACUAUGAUAGUUUAUUUGCAUUGACUAAAAGUCAACAAAAGACAUUUUAUAACUAAAUUCAAUAGUUGUUAGCCAUUAAGAAGCUAAAUAAAAAUAAAGUAUAUAAUUUUAUUCAGUAUGUAAUUCAAUAUUUUCAAAAUAAAUGUAUUUUUGUGUUUAAAAACUUUUAAAGUAAGCUUGUAUUUCAUUACAAAAAGUCUACUAGGAAUUUUGAAGAAACGACAUGAAUUAUUCACACCAUUGAAAUAUUAUAAAAAUUAUUUUUGUACAUAAUGUAGAGGUACGUGAUUUAAUCAACUAAAGGGAUCUAAUGGUUUCAUAAAUACUAAAUAGUCUACGGUCAUUGGAUUUUAAUAAACAAUAAAUUAUAGUUCAUAACAAUUUACCAUCCCAUAAAAAACUGGUUAAAUAUUUUUGACGUUUUUUGAAUUGUUUGCAUUUUACCAAAUAUGUUAUCUAAUUGCUAUUUUGCACCGUUUUGUGCCAAAUAUAAAACACUGUAAUUUUUCUGUGACCAAAAUAUAAAGCAAUGUUGUUAUACAGACUGUGAAAAAUUUGUGACCAGAUGUGUAAAGUAAUACUAGUUGGACGGAGUUAACUGGAGACACUAUAGUGAUGCUUUGAUACUGUAAAUUAUUUGAAGUUUGAAGCAAAAUAUCAUAGCUAUGCGUUUUUAACUAAACAUGUGAUGUAGUCUAUCAUUGUGGUAUAUUUGACCAAUGUUUUUAUACCUGUAGUUUUUCAAAUCAAUGUAAAUAAAUAUUUCAAUACAAUAUUAUGGACAAUA